Messenger RNA from Arvicanthis niloticus (Nile rat), 191 nucleotides. The record is from RefSeq and is a predicted model, not a curated record. Lineage: Eukaryota; Metazoa; Chordata; Mammalia; Rodentia; Muridae.
CUUCAAGAUGAAACCGGCUGUGGAUGAGAUGUUCCCCGAGGGCGCGGGACCCUAUGUGGACCUGGAUGAGGCUGGAGGUAGCACCGGACUCUUGAUGGACCUGGCAGCCAAUGAAAAGGCAGUUCAUGCAGACUUUUUAAAUGAUUUUGAAGAUCUCUUUGAUGAUGUCCAGUGAAGCCGCCCCGUCCUGU